Paramormyrops kingsleyae is the source of this 4926-nucleotide messenger RNA. RefSeq names its product ubiquitin-associated and SH3 domain-containing protein B-like. NCBI's taxonomy places the organism in Eukaryota, Metazoa, Chordata, Actinopteri, Osteoglossiformes, Mormyridae. The record is from RefSeq and is a predicted model, not a curated record. Gene Ontology annotation, molecular function: protein binding.
GAAUGGACGCUCCAUCAUAACCCAUUCAUAAAUAAGCCGUCGGGCAGGCGUCGGGCAGCCGUGCUGCCGCUCACAGACAGAUGUGCACGGUGACUGCGGAGGCAUGGGAGGAAGAUGAGAAGAGUGACUUUCGAGCAGCAUCCUCUGUCUCUGAUGACUUGAUAUCUACACCAGGAAGCUGAGAUCACGCCGUUUGUUAACACACGAAACUGCGCGGAUUCGCACUUUUCUCGGGUUGAGGGAAGGGUGGAAGAGGGUGGGAGAGAGAUAGUGUUAUCGUGUGUCAUAGCAGUGGACUUUAAAAAUAAUCCGUAUCUUCACGCAGUAUGUCACAACAUUUCCUCUGCUGCGAUCUGUGCUGUCCAGCGGAACACGGGACUAAAGCGAAGGACUUCUGAAUCAUGGCAGCAAAAGAGGAUCUUCAGAGCAAAGCGACUCCGCGGAGGCUCAGGCACAGCCGGCCGGGCACUGUUAAACAGGGACCUAAUCUGGACGUGCUUCUCUCAAUGGGUUUCCCCAAAACCAAGGCACUGAAAGCACUGGUGUCGACAGGAGGAAGGAGUGUGCAAGCAGCUUGUGACUGGCUCUUCUCCCAUGUUGAUGACCCCUUCCUCAACGAGCCCCUUCCCCGGGAGUUUGUGUUGUACCUGCGUCCCAGCGGACCGCUGCUACAGCAGCUCUCGCACUUCUGGCAGCAGUCACGCCUCAUCUGUGGGAAGAACAAGGCCCAUAACAUCUUCCCCCACAUCACACUCUGUCAGUUCUUCAUGUGUGCAGAUAGCAAGGUGGAGGCCCUCUGUGAAGCUCUGGAGUCCGUGGUGAGUCAGUGGAGAGGUCGCUUCCCCAGCCCGCUGCCCCUGGAGCUCUACACCUCCUCCAGCUUCAUCGGCCUCUUUGUGGAGGAGCAGGUCGCAGAGCUUCUCAAGAAGUUUGCUGCUGACUUUGCCACGGAAGCUGCUGCACAAGCAGAUGUCCAUGUAGAACCCCAUAAGAAACAGCUCCAUGUCACCUUGGCCUACCAGUUCCAGACCAAUCACCUCUCUUCACUGGAGAAGCUGGCCAAAGGAAUCGAAGUAUCACUUGGCUGUGACUGGCUUGCUGUUCUCUUCUCCCGAGAUAUUCGAUUUGCCAACCAUGAGACCCUACGGGUUAUGUACCCCUACGUGCCUCAGAAUGAAGAUGAACUGGAGCUGGUGCCUGGUGAUUACAUCUUCGUGCUGCCUGUAGAGCAAGGCAGCACCAGUGAGGGCUGGAUCUAUGGCACCUCCCUCGGCACCGGCCUGUCUGGCCUGUUGCCUGAGAACUACGUGGACCAGGCUGACGAGUCAGACACCUGGGUCUUCCACGGGUCUCACUCCUUUCUCAGCUGUAAUCCCCCAGCAGGCAUGGCGGCUCUGGUCAACAAAGCUUCAGAUGGGCUGCUGGACGGCCCGUUCAUCGGCGACUCCAGUGCCAUGGGCCAGGCCCCCCUCGGCAUCGUCUGCCAGCCCAUGCAGGUACUGCGGGUCUUCGGCCAGACCAAACCGCCCAAGAGGACUCUGUUCGUCUGUCGCCACGGUGAGCGGAUGGACGUGGUGUUUGGGAAACACUGGCUCUCCCAGUGCCUGGAUGCCAAAGGGCGCUAUGUGCGCACAAACCUGAACAUGCCCCUGAGCCUUCUGGCACGCAGUGGAGGGUAUCGUGAUUAUGAGAAGGAUGCGCCCCUCACCGUGUUUGGGUCUACCCAGGCCCGGCUUGUGGGGGAGGCUUUAUUAGAGAACAACACUACAGUUGACUUUGUGUACUGCUCACCGUCCCUGCGAUGCGUGCAGACAGCCCACAACAUACUCAAAGGUCUGCAGCAGGAAGACAGAAGGAGGAUUCGAAUUGAGCCGGGGCUCUUUGAGUGGACGAAAUGGGUGUCCGGACCCUCACUGCCUGCCUGGAUCCCUCCGACAGACCUGUCUGCAGCCGGCCUGAGUGUAGACACGACGUACAGACCUCAUAUUCCUGUUAGCAAGUUGACUGUGUCUGAAUUGUACGACACCUACAUCAGCCGGAGCUUCCAGGUGACAGAGGACAUCCUUGCAGACUGCCUGAACAUGGGAAACACCGUCCUAAUUGUGGCACACGCUUCUUCCCUUGAGGCCUGCACUCGACAGAUCCAGGGUCUUAGUCCGCAAAACGCUAAGGACUUCGUGCAAGUGGUGCGAAAGAUCCCCUACCUGGGCUUCUGUGCCUGUGAGGAGGGGGACGCCAGGCUCUGGCGGCUGGUGGAGCCCCCCGUCCUGCCGCUCACGCAUGGACCCAACCAUAGCUUCAGCUGGAGGGAGACCCUGCUGCAGGACUGAGGCAGCUAGUCUGUCCAAAUCUCCACCCCAGAACUCUGCCGUGGAAUCUCGUCUCUUCGGUACAGAUGUGUUCUUCAGGGAGGUGGCAAGAGUCAACUUUGACUCUUGCUCCAGGCUUGGGCCCAGAGAUAGCGCCCCGUCGCAGCUCAGAGUCCAGCUGCAUUGCAGGAAACAUUUUGUGGGAGAGUCCAGUAAUGGAUUUCACGCCUUAUUUAAAGAAUUCCUAGAUGCGCCUCUACUCCCACAAGCUACAUUUGUAGUCCUAAUGACCCUACACAUAUAUAGGCAUAUAUAUUUAUAUACUUGACAGACUAAUGUGACAGAGGUGUACAUAUUUUACAGUCAUUGAUUCAGGGGCAGUGGUUGGUUGUUGGUCUUCAAGGCGUGUGCUUUGGACUGAGCCAUGUCGCAGCUGGCACAAAUGGUUUAUAGCUAAGAGAAGGUUCACUACAUUGACAUACAAGGUCACAGCUGCCGCUUUGACCUGGUCCAAAGUGAGUCAUUCAUGACGUCUUAAUGAGCCACCACCACCAGUUAUUCAUGUACUCACCACUGCUCAGCGAGUGUUGGGGGGGCAUAAGCAUACUUCUUGUCCUGCUUGUGCUGUUCCAGCAGGCUAAAUGUUAUUUAACCAAUGUGUUCCUCAAACGGCUAAUGCAGCCUUGGCCAACAGGAAAUGCUGACAUAAUGGUAAUUGCCCUUUAGGAAUUUUCUCUUAGUGGAAACAAAAUUUUCUUUCCCUAGGUAUAUUGCAACCCACUGAUUCAACCUGAGAAACACCUUUUGUCCUUGUCGUGAAAAGCUACAUCAUUAUAUUCUGCUGCUAUACAUCUUUCAUUAAGUUUAACAGUGUAUUCAAAGGCACAAAGUAAAGAUUUCAUUGGGUUUUGGAGUUUAUAAGCAUGGCCUCAUACUCAAUAUGUGAACUCCUUGCAUACUCUUGAAUAUUGUGUCUAUGCCCUUUCAAACCGCAGUGUAAAAAAUGCAGUUCAGUGACAUAAUGGGCACAAUGAAAAAUGAGUAUUUGCAGGGGAAGACUACACCACAUUCCCCUCACAUUAAAUCUCAGGGUCUGAUAGAAUGAAUCUCAUCUUUAGCAGAGUUGAACUGUAACAAGGAACUCUGAUGUUUUUUGCACAAAGGAUAACUUAAUACAUUAGGCGAUUAACAAUUUAAAAUGCACAUGUACAGGUAUAUCAUUUCUAUAAAGUAACAGAAAUUGUGACACCUUGAAAAUUUUCUUUGGAUUAAUUUUUAGGCCAGUUCACAAAUCACUUUUACUCUCUCCCCGUAAAUGGAUUUUUAAUCUUUCAUGUUUAGGCUAUUUUAUUGACAUUGAAAUCAGGAGAAUGUGAGUAUUAUGUUCAGUUUUUUUCUGAAUUUGUCUGUAUUUUACCAUGAAGAUAAGUUUGAAUUUUUAUUUUUUCCGUUCAUUAUUUGACCAUGAGAACCAUUUAUUGCUUUAUUAACGUAAGUGAUGGACUUUACAGUGCAGUUUUUAUCUUAAGCUUCAGGGAUUUAAUUUUAUAUAGCCAAAUCACUGGUGAUGCAUUGCUGUAUCUGGAAAAGAGUGUCAGAUUAAUUAAUUAUCUGGUCUAAUUAAACGUCUCAAAAUCAAAGUCACAGCUUAUUUGAUACUGGUUUUUGUCUGUCCUCAUAUGUAAUGUCUGAGAGUUUUGCUGAUUUUUUUUUUAUAUAUUUGAUGCUUUAAUUUUGCCCAUGGUUUCAGCUUCAUAUGUAUAAAAAAGUGUCAUCAACCUUCCACAAAAUUUCAGGCACACAAAAUCAUUUGAGAUAAUGUACUGAGAUUUGAUCUUUGCUCACUUUCUCUCAGAUCUGGCAUUUACUUUCUAUGCUUUUGCCCAAUUACAAUACUAAUAUCAAUACUAAUAUUUUCAGCAAAAUUUGUGCAGACAUUAAAUCCCUCAGGUUAUAGUGCAUGCAUAUGACACAUAAUUCACAUGCCAUAUAAAAUGACAUUAAUAAAGUUCAUGUACUUCUUAAAAUAUGAUGAAUGCUAGAGAUAUUCAUUUAUUGUUAGUGUGUUGUUAAUGUAUUAUAAUACACAGUCUGUAAUUAAGUGUUUUAUGUUUUAAAAACAUUAAGUUCGACUUUGCUCAUGGAACUUCAAAGGAAGUCAAAAUUUGUGACCAAAGUUAAUUUUUGUUCUGUUUGUACCAGCCAACCUUCUUUUUGUCAUCUAAAUAUUUGUUUCUGAACUGUUGGAAUUAUUGUUUGUGUAAUAUUGUUUUUAUUAAAUAAAUUAAAAGUAAAGAAAUUAGAGAAUGAAUAGGAGAAAGAAAUUAUUGAAGAAAGCCUGGUGCUUUACUGUCCUAAAUGGCCGUUCAUGCAUUUGAGAGUGGAUGGACUAUAGUGGUCAAUAAAAAAUACAACCUGUUUUCUGUAAGCAAGCUCCAAAUACUUGAAGAUACAAAACUUCUUUCUAUUUCAUUAUUUUUAUGCAUAGACAGAUGUGGCUGUGUUGAGCUCAUGUGUCAUAUUUUGAUGCACAUGAUUGUCACAAUAUUUGAUUCUUUAACUCACUGCUUCAGAAAUAUAUAAAUCAUGUUUGCAAAUAAAUGUUUUAUUAGCUGUU